Molecule: messenger RNA, 3710 nt
Organism: Thrips palmi
Lineage: Eukaryota; Metazoa; Arthropoda; Insecta; Thysanoptera; Thripidae
Gene: me31B
Product: ATP-dependent RNA helicase me31b
Exons: 10
Coding region: 367-1695 (442 amino acids)
Biological process (GO): cytoplasmic stress granule assembly; P-body assembly
Cellular component (GO): cytoplasmic stress granule; P-body
Molecular function (GO): ATP binding; mRNA binding; RNA helicase activity
Source: RefSeq, a predicted model, not a curated record
GCCAAAGAGUUUGGCGAAACCUGCGCACUUGAUUUUGAGCAUCCGCAGUGAAGCUUCGUUUGAAUGAACUUGAUAUUCGUUUCGUCGUGUACUUGGGACUGUAAUUUCAUUGGAUAUACCGUUAAACUUGGCAAAAUUUGCUUCGUCAGUUUGCGACUUUCCAUUUGACGUUCCUCAGCGGCCGCCAUAUUUGCUAUCUGGAGCGAUCCGGCCGUUUUCGGCGUUGUAUGUUCAUCCAUCUGCAUCGGCAAAACUACAUCAGUUUUCCUGCUGAGUCUGCUUGAACCUUUAUGUGGUAGAAGAACUUGGAUUGAAUUUGGUGUUGUGAGUUCUGUUGUCACUCUGUGACAAAUAACCUCUACAACCAUGACGGAAAUUGUUGCCAAUCACGUUCUGGGAGGCAUGAACAUGAAUAAUCAGAAAGUGGACCUUGAUGAUGGAAUUGGCUGGAAAUCCAAAUUGAAGAUCCCGCCAAAGGAUCAGAGAAUCAAAACUAGUGAUGUCACAGAUACUCGUGGAAAUGAGUUUGAAGAGUUCUGCUUAAAGCGGGAACUUCUAAUGGGCAUAUUUGAGAAGGGCUGGGAAAAACCGUCGCCAAUUCAGGAAGCUAGCAUUCCUAUUGCUCUGUCAGGCAAAGAUGUGUUAGCUCGUGCCAAGAACGGUACAGGAAAGACUGGAGCUUACUCCAUUCCGGUUCUUGAGCAGGUUGACCCCAAGAAAGAUUGCAUACAAGCCCUGGUCAUUGUGCCGACACGAGAAUUGGCACUCCAAACUAGUCAAAUUUGCAUUGAGCUUGCUAAGCAUAUGGAUGUCAAAGUCAUGGUUACUACAGGUGGAACAAAUUUACGUGAUGAUAUCAUGAGAAUCUACCAAAAAGUUCAUGUCAUUAUUGCCACACCUGGAAGAAUUUUGGACCUCAUGGACAAGAAAGUAGCAAACAUGGAUAGUUGCAGAAUUCUAGUCCUAGAUGAGGCAGACAAACUGCUGUCACAAGACUUCAAAGGAAUGUUGGAUCAUGUGAUCUCACGGUUACCCCAAGAGCGACAGAUCUUGCUGUACUCUGCUACUUUCCCACUUACAGUCAAGCAAUUCAUGGAAAAACAUUUAAAAGAGCCUUAUGAAAUUAACUUGAUGGAGGAGCUUACACUGAAAGGUGUUACACAGUACUAUGCAUUUGUUCAGGAGCGGCAGAAGGUUCAUUGCUUGAAUACCUUGUUUUCCAAGCUCCAAAUCAAUCAAAGCAUUAUCUUCUGCAAUUCAACCCAACGAGUGGAGCUCCUAGCUAAGAAAAUAACUGAACUGGGAUACUGCUGCUAUUAUAUUCAUGCCAAGAUGGCCCAGGCCCACCGAAACAGAGUAUUCCACGACUUCAGGAAUGGGCUGUGCAGGAACCUUGUGUGCUCAGAUCUCUUCACAAGAGGUAUCGAUGUUCAAGCUGUGAAUGUUGUGAUCAACUUCGAUUUCCCCAAGAUGGCAGAAACUUACCUUCACCGUAUUGGUCGUUCAGGACGGUUCGGCCACCUUGGUAUUGCCAUAAAUCUCAUCACUUUUGAUGACAGAUUCGCUCUUCACCGCAUUGAGCAAGAACUGGGCACAGAGAUUAAGCCUAUUCCUAAGGUCAUCGACCCAGCCUUGUAUGUGGCUAAGACUCUUGAUGAUUGUCAUGCCAUUGAAGAAGCUGACUCGAGCAAAUAAAGUGUUGCAGCUUAUUGCUCAUACUCUUUCCUGCAAGUGUUCUUUCACCAAUGAACUUUUAUUUAAAUUUGUAGGACAGUUAAGGAACUUGUUUAUUUUCUUUCCAAACAUUGUAAAUACUGUCUAAAGAAUUCAUUUUUAAAGAAAUCAUCUUGUUACUGUGUGAGCCAUUGUUAUUGUAGCAGUGCUAAUAUCUCAGUUUACUAAGUUUUGUUCGGUUUGAGAGCAGUGUUGCAAGGUAUCAUAACACUCCAGUUCUCCUAUGGGUGAAAGAAAAUGUUUCCUUUGUUAGAUUUUUAUACAAUUUAUAUAGUGAACAAUGCCAUGAAAAGUUGGCUUUAUUUGAUAGUCUGGAAUUGAUGGAUUUGCACAGCUAUAUGAAAGUGACAUUUUACAUUAGCAACUACCUGUGAUAAUGUUUAACAAUGUUAACUUAUUUGGCUCUAAUGUGGUUUUUUUUGACUGAAAAAUGAUUGAAAUUUCGGUGUUCCUUCAUCCAGCUGUGCAUGAAACUAGUAUUGUCAAUUUAUUUUUAUAACCUGGAUGAGGGAUUCAGAGCAGUUAAGUGGAUUUUUGCUGGUUUGCAUGAUUUUGGGUUGAUGGAAGUUGUGGAAAAUGUAUACUGAUGGAUGUUCACGUGUACCAUCUUGGAUCCCCUCAUGCAUCAGUGUACUAGACCUUUGUAUUAUAUCAUCCACCUUCCCCUUAAAUGUGCUGGUGCUUUAAUCAAUUGUUGCUCUCAAUCCCUCUGGUGUACUCUCUACUGUACUAGUGAGCAAUAUUGGUGCGGUUGUAUUUAUAUGAAAAGGACUUGCGUUCUUGUUGAUCUGUAAAUGUGUAAAUUUGUAAUUCUUCAUGCCACUAAUAGAAUUCAUUAUUUCAGUGGCUUUGAGGUGUGAUGACUUCCUUUUUUUUUUCUUGUCUUGUUCCCUUCGUUUUUUUCCCCCCUUGGAGAAAAUGACUCCUGUAAAUGAUUGUGAAAAUGAUGUGUGAUUGUGUGUGUGUGUGUGUGUGUGCGCGCGCGUGUGGUACUAUGUAUAUAAUCCAAAAUGUUGAACAAGAACUUCCCAAUAAUGUAAUGUGACUUGUGAUGUGUCACACUUAUGCUUUAUAAGUUAUUGUUAUCUGCCAAUGAGGAGUCUUUGGCAGUUUGAAAUUUUCAUCCUGUGAUUGUGGGGGGGAUCCAUCUAGUCAGAGGCAAGCCACAGCCGAUUAUGUCCAUUUAUGCCUUUGACUAUAUAGCUGUGGCUGAGAUACUGUCCAAACAUCUUGACCAUUUUCUGCACAGAUGUUAAAGCAAUAAAUUUUGGUAGUGCAGAUAUGUUAGUUGUCCAUUUUUCUCAUGAGGGAUGAGUGUUAGGUAGGGUUCAUGAUAUUGGCUAGUUGUGGUUAUGACCUCCCAUAAUUAGCCCACCUACUUAUAAAGUCUCAUUCCACCCCCUGCUGUAUGUUGUUAGUUCUUGGUAUCAGAGUUUAUUUCUUGCUUACAAAUGAUUUACUGUAGGCGGCUUGCAGCAAGGGUUGUAAUGAUGCUUUCAAAGAGGGUGUCUCUCAAGAGCCUUGUAAACUUUUGGCCAACUUUCUAAAGCAGCUCUUGCCCUCUUAUGGUCUUUGAGUCACUAUUAUUCAGUCAAAUCUUCAACAGAGACUUUGUUUUCAGUUUUGGCUUUGGUAGUGAAGAGCAUCUAUUAAAUUAACCUCAAAUUUUUCAUGCUCAAUGUUGGAGAUUUGUCAUGUUCAAAAUUUUGAAAUAUUUGUGAAGGGAGCAAAUGUUUAUUGUGAUAACUGAUGUACCUUAGUGACUCUGUAUUUGCCACUGUGGAAGUUCUGAUUUGGUACUGUACCUGGUCCUGUAUUUCUUUUUCUAAUGCUCAGAAAUGGUAUUUUAUUUGUUGUUUUUUUUUGUACUGAGUUUUACACAUCAUAAUGUUUUAUUUUCAAUCUGUCUUUUUCCAUAUCAUGUUCUAGUAAGGCAAAUGAUGAUUCUGGCAAAAUAAAAAAAGCUCUUCACUCAA